Molecule: messenger RNA, 2070 nt
Organism: Morone saxatilis (striped sea-bass)
Lineage: Eukaryota; Metazoa; Chordata; Actinopteri; Moronidae
Product: neuroplastin-like
Exons: 8
Coding region: 271-1104 (277 amino acids)
Biological process (GO): cell-cell adhesion
Cellular component (GO): cell-cell junction
Molecular function (GO): cell adhesion molecule binding
Source: RefSeq, a predicted model, not a curated record
CGGGAUGUAAGAUUAAACGGGUGGUUUUGAAAAAAAAGGUGGUUCCCUUGCUGCACCGGGCUGACAGCAGAAAGACGCACAGGUAGCCGGCAGUAGCGCUGAAGGAUCUUGUUAGUCUACCUAGCGACGCUUCCCUCUCUUGCGUGACGGGAUUGGAGAGUGCGCUCUGGAGGUGCGAGCCUCGGCGAAUCCACCCCGCUCCAUCAUCAUACUCCGCUCAGGUCACCUCGGCGCUCGCCUGUCGGCAUUUUCCAUCUCCAGUCUCCGAAGAUGAUACCUGGCAAACGAAGGGCUGCAGUCAUGUCCUUCUCGGUGGCGAUAUUUGGAGCCCUGAUGCUGCAGUCCGUCUCUUCCCAGAACGAGCCGUCAAUCACCGCCUCCGACCACAUCACGCUUCCUAUAGAAGGCGACAGUUUCACACUGCAGUGCAACCUGACCAGCGCCCACAGUGUCCACCAGGAGAGCUUCUGGACGAAGAACGGAGAGGAGAUCCUGGAAACACGCAGCACAAAUAGGAACACUGAGUACAGGCGGAACAAACCAAGAGGAGACGAUGCCGGAGUGUACAUGUGUGUCUACACCUUCGAGUUGGCUCCUCCAGCCAACGCCACCAUCGAAGUUAAAUCUGCUCCUGAUAUCACAGGCCACAAGCGUAGUGAGAACAAGAAUGAGGGUCAGCGUGCAGUGCUGUACUGUAAGUCUGUGGGUUAUCCUUACCCUGUCUGGACCUGGCGCAUGUACGACAACGGCAUUUAUAAGGACAUUGACAACACAACCGGUCGCUUCUUCAUCAACAGCAAAGACAACUACACCGAGCUCCACAUUAUCAACCUGGACAUCAAUUUAGAUCCAGGCGAGUACCACUGCAAUGCCACCAACAUGAUUGGCACCCGCGAGGAGAAGAUCGUGCUGAGGGUUCGCAGCCACUUGGCCCCCUUAUGGCCUCUCCUGGGGGUUUUGGCCGAGAUCAUCAUCCUGGUUGUCAUCAUCGUUGUUUAUGAGAAGCGUAAGAAGCCAGAAGAUUUACAAGACGCUGGACCCGUGAAAACUAAUUCAACCAACAACCAUAAAGACAAGAACCUCCGCCAGAGGAACACCAACUAAGCAGCCUGUCUACUGAGUUUCAUUACACAUGUAUUAACCGUAUGAAGGUAAAUAAGAAGGGAAUCCAUACCCGUUGUUUAUAGGAUUUAUCCACCAUUAAAAGUAUGGUUGUGGAGGAGUUAAGUGAGGCAUGCCUUAUGAUUUUGUUGUGUGAGGGUGCGAGGGCAGGAGGUACUCAAACCAAUAUGGAAUUAACAUUAUAACCAUUGUUGCUGCAUGCAGUUGUUGACGUUUAUGAUUUUUCCCUCUUAUCCACUAAUUUAAAUAUUUUUACUAAAAUAAUGCAUGCAAGAUGCUGACCUUCUGUUUGAAGGCAGAAAGGUUUUUUUUUUUUCCUUUUCUCUGAGAGUGGCUUCAUGUAGAUAACCUGUGUAUUCUAGAGGAAAAACAAUACUCUGCAAUGUAAAAGAAAAUGCCACCAUAAUCUGGUAUGACAGUUGUGUAUAGUUUUAUCAUCCUGCUGCAUACCAUUUUCUAAGUUUCAUCAUUUUAUCAGACUAUUACAUUCUAAGGGCUUUGCAAUGUCCCUCUAAAUUUGAUUAAGGUUUACUUUACUGUAUGUACUGUAUGUGUUAAAUCACUAUAACUAUGUAUCAGAUCAGCAUUAAUAUAAAGACUUCAUAUUAUACGAUGCACUUAAAUGUUGAGAAUAAUGAAAUACUGUAUAAACCUACUUUAGGAGAUCUGUACUAAUCAUUCUAAAUGAUUGUUUUAUAAUUAUGUGUAUUGUACAGCAUGGCUAUUAUCCUAUGCAAUUAUUAUCCAUAUCAAUAUAUUGAAAAUCAUUGCAGCUUUUGAUUUCUCUGUGACAAAGCUUUAAACUAGUAGGAUCACCGUAGAGCGUUGAUGGCAUACUACACAGCUGCAUGAAUACUCUACAGCUGACGUGGGAGGAGGUGAAAGAAGCCCACGUCAGGACUGACACAUGUGAAGCAAUUGCAAGAUCCCGACUCAUUUUUAAGAAUA